AUGUCUGGAAGCAAGUGUAAACACAGCAGUGAUGUAGCUGGAGCAGGUUUAGCUGACAACCGAGCCAAUCUCCCCUUGGGCUUCUUUGCCACUCCUCCAGAGCUGACCUUCCUCUUGGGCAUCUUGGUGGCGGGCAGGCCUCUCGUCAACUCCGCCCUAGCCCGGCUGAGGACCGGGGGUAUCGCCCCCAGGCCUGGCACGCGCGGCGUGAGGCUCUCUUCAGCGCGGCAAGUGUGCUCCGCGGGGACCGCCACAUUUCCCGAGGGAACUGUGGAGGAACCAGACUUUCACCUCAGAACUGCGACACGUCGCCCGGAAGCGCUAGCCGCCGCGGGCCCGCGCCGGAGCCGCAGAGGAAGAUGGGAAGUGAACCGUUCCCCCAAUCCCCCGCGCGACUGCUCUGCGCCUGCGCACAAGCAAUUGUCCGCCGGUUGGGAGGAGGGGCGAUGGAUGGCGCAAGCGCAGGCGCGCGAGUCUCCGUUGAGAAGGUGCCGCGGCGGCGCCGGAGGGGGAAUAGCCUUUCUCACCCGCCUCCCACGCUGGUCCUCUGGCCUCGGCAGUCCCACAAGUCCCCGGGAGAGACAGGAGCCGCGUCGGGUGGAGAGGGUUCAGGGCCCGUCUGGAGGGAGGAAGGGUGGUGGAUCCAGAUACCCGCGAGGGUUACGGCCCGGGGCCGGUCCGGCGAUCCGGAUUCUCCGCCUGGCUUUAGAGCCGUCAGACCUUGGUGGCCCUUACCCAAACGGCUCCCUCAGCCCUCUUUCCGUUCGCCGCGGCCUUCUCGCCAACCACUUUGUGUUCAUUCUGAUGGUUGUUGAGCACUUGAUUACAACUGUGAGUGUGAAUGAGGCUCAGCUAGCCUCAUACUUGUGUCCACUUUCUCUUCUGUGUAAAUGCCCCUAGAUUGACCCUCACUCUUCUGAACACCAGCCUGAAACCUUUAAAACCGAUCAGAUGAUGGAUGAGUCAGAUGAGGAUUUUAAAGAACUCUGUGCCAGCUUUUUCCAAAGGGUGAAAAAACAUGGAAACAAGGAAGUGCCAGGAGACAGGAAGACACAAAAGGCCUCAAAUAGCACUCAGAUAAGAAGCAAAUCGAAAAGAACCAAACAAACUGCUACCAAGAGCAAAACCCUUCAAGGCCCCACAGAGAGGAAACCUCGGUCUGGCAGUCAGGCCCCUAGGACUAAAAGGCAAGGGGCAACCAAGUCGCAAGCAAGUGAAACAGCUCUUGCUGUGAAUGGGGAGGGAGGUGUACUUGCUCCUGCUCCAAAUCAGCCUGUGCUCUGGGAAAGAGCACAGAACACCCAGACAGGUGAGAACCGAGUGGAAACUACUGAUCAUUUGAGCCGGGAGUUCAAGACUAAGAGUACUCCCAACAGCGACUCCUGGCCCCCUCCUUCCUGUUUGACAACAAUGGUGCCAAGUCCCUCGAAACCCCGCACAACAGAGCUUAUCCUACAGCGGAUGCAGCAGUUCAAGAGAGCAGAUCCUGAGCGUUUAAAACAUGCUUCAGAAGAGUGUUCUCUCAAGACCUCACUGGAAGAAAAUGUCCCAAAGGGCCCUCAAGAGGAGACGAUCACAGGCAAUGGGUAUGGGCCUGAGCUCCCUGCCCCAAAGAGCGAUGCUGCGGUGGCCUUGGCCCUGCAGCAGGAGCUUGCACAGAUAGGAGCAUCUGCACAUGACGACAGCCUGGAGGAAAAGGGGUUGUUCUUCUGCCAGAUCUGUCAAAAGAACCUCUCAGCUAUGAAUGUGACACGAAGAGAGCAGCACGUGAACCGGUGCUUGGAUGAGGCAGAAAAGGCACGAAGACCUUCCACACCUCAUAUCCCUGAAUGUCCGAUUUGUGGGAAACCAUUUCUCACCUUAAAGAGCAGAAUCAGUCAUUUGAAGCAGUGUGCAGUGAAGAUGGAGGUUGGCCCCCAGCUCCUGCUUCAGGCCGUGCGGCUGCAGACAGCACAGCCUGAGGAGGCUGGCAGCCCACUGGAAUCCAGCUUUGGCAAUCACAUUGGAGUUGUGAAACGGAAAGGAACUGCCAACAAGAAGGAGUCCCAGAAGAGGCAAAAGGUAGACGAGGUCCCAUCUGAGGACCUGCUGGUGGCCAUGGCUCUGUCCCGGUCAGAGAUGGAACAGUGUCCAUCAGCACCAAUGCUCAGACUGGAAAGUGCCUUUUCUGAGAGAAUGAGACCAAGAGCAGAGAAGAAAAGUCGUAAGAAGAAACCCUUGGCUUCCCCACCGCAGUUAUUAUUCCAGGACUCUGAGACCACAGGCAGACAGAUAGAGGACCGUGUGGCCCUCCUUCUCUCUGAGGAAGUAGAAUUGUCCAGCACACCACCACUUCCUGCCAGCAAGAUUUUAAAGAAAGAGCUGGAAAAGGCAGGCCCAUGUCUGCCACCACCUAAAGGAAAGCAGAACUUUCUGUGGGAGAGCAGCGCCCUGACUGGAGCCUGGGCCGUGGAGGCCUUCUACACGGCCAGUCUGGUCCCUCCCAUUGUGCCCCAGCAGCCCACCAAGGGCCUCACACAGGAGUCUGUGCUGCCUGAGUCAUCAGAGAUGGGCGUGCAAAGGCCACUUGCUCUCCACAGCACCCCCUCUGGUGGCCGAAGCCCCAGGAACUCAUCGCUGUCAGUCAGCCAGAGGGAGCACCAGGCCCUGCAGGACCUCAUAGACCUGGCAAGGGAGGGGCUGAGCAGCUCGGGAGAGGCCACAGGUGAUACACUGGGUGGGACGCUGGGGCCAGCUCCAUUUUCCUUCCAGGGGUUGGACUUGGUGCCCAAUGGCCUUCCUCUAACGGGGUUUGUCAUGCCAUCCCAGGAGGAGUGCCUGGAGAGGGCUGGCCACACUUCGCUGUCCCUCGGGCUGCUGAUUGCUGACUUUGGUGCCAUGGUCAAUAACCCACACUUGAGCGAUGUCCAGUUCCAGAUGGACAGCGGGGAGGUUCUCUAUGCCCACAAGUUUGUGCUUUAUGCCCGAUGUCCACUUCUCAUUCAGUAUGUAAACAGUGAAGGUUUCUCUGCAGUGGAGGAUGGGGUCCUGACCCAGCGCAUCCUGCUGAGCAACGUGAGCACCGAGGCCACCUCUGCGUUCCUACACUACCUCUACUCUGCAGACACACGUCUUCCUCUCCAUGUGACUCCUGAGCUGAGCUCCCUGGCCCUCAGGUUUGGUGUGAAUGAACUUGUUCACCUGUGCAAACAGGCAUCUGUUGUCACAGAUUCAGAGGGUGAACAAUGGGAGAAGGAAGACGAGAAUUGUGACAGCAGGGCAGAGAAUUUCCAAGAACUCUUGAGGUCAGUGUGGGUAGAUGAAGAGGAGGAAGCAGAGACAUUGUUGAAAUCGAAGGGCUAUGAAGAAGACAGAGAAGAGGUGAAUGAAGCAGAAAUGGAAGAAAUUUAUGAAUUUGCAGCUACUCAGCGAAAGCUGCUCCAGGGGGAAAGAACACCAGAUGCUGACAAGGACACUGACUGGCUCGUGGAGGGCAGCUCGGUUUCUGGGCAUACCCUAGCAAGUGUCCAGGUUCACAGACAACUGGAAAAGGCAGAGAAAUUGGAGUCAUCUGAGCCAGGAAGAGAUGAGGCCCCAACCAACUGGGAAGAUGUGACACAGCACUUUGUCAUGCCACCCCGGGGCUUGUGUCCAGACAUGGAGUGGGAAGCAGAGACGCGUGAGCGAGAAGCCUCAAAGGAGGCACUGGGCCACUCCAGCUCCUCCAGCCCUUCUGGGGGCUGCUGCGCAGGGAGAAAAGAGGCCUCCCUUCCACAGUCUGAUGAUGCCUGUGAUUAUGAACAGCUCUUUUCAUCAACUCAGAGGGAAUCCUCUGAGCCAUUCCAAAUAAGGAGUGAGCCCGAGGAACCAAGUGGCACUGUAAGGGAAAAGGGGGUGGAGAUCUUGCAUUGCCUCACACCCCAGCAGGUGUCCCCACUGCAUCCAUGCAGCUUCCUGACACAACUGCCCCAGGGUGGGAACCCUGGCCGGUCCUAUCACCCACAUCACACAAGCGAGUCAGCCCCAUCGGCACCACAGUUGCAUGGUGGGGUUUCCAGUGUGUCUUCCCCAAACUUGCCAUCUCCAGCUGUAACACCAAAGCAGAAAAGGAACAGGAGCAUCUUUGGGUUACUUAAAGAGCCAGGCCACCAGAAAGACAAAGAAUGUAGUUCCAUGUUGGAACACAAAAAUAAGGGGGUCCUGAUUUCUCCCCAAAAGUCUCUGUCCAUUGACCUAACCCAAUCGAAACCUGACCAUUUGUGUUCCAGCUCUCAGAAUUCUUCAUCCAACCUGAACAAAGAUGAUGAGAUCAUUCUUUUAUUGGAUUCUGAUGAAGAGCUGGAGCUAGAAAAAGCCAAAAUAAAGUCAGUUUCUAGUGAUUCUCCAGAAGAAAAGAAAGUUCUAGAAAUUAGCCCCAAGUCCUCUGAGCUGUUUUCCAUCAUUGAUGUUGAUACAGAUCAGGAACUUUCCCAAAGCCCACCUAGAAGAGAAACUGAGCUACAGCAGGAGGAAGGACGACCAGAGAAUCAGGGCUCUUUAGGUGGCAGAAGGACCCCCUGGCUGUUCUGUGACCGUGAGACCAGCCCCGAUGAGGACAGCACCACAAACACCUCGUGGCUGGUACCUGCCACCCCGCUGGUUGGCAGAAGCCGUGACUGUUCAUCCCAGACCCAAAUAACCAGCCUCAAGACCAGGACUUCAGUGAAUGAGAUGACUCAGCAUACACCCAGGGCCUCGUUAGAAAACAGGGAAGUAAAUGAAGCCGCACAGAAGCUUUCAGUAAUCAUGCCCCAGACGCUGUCGUCAUGCUGUGUUCCCAUCACUUCAAGAACGUCUGAUGGCAGAAGGCAGGUCCGCAGAAGCCCUUCCCGCUCCAACCCUAGAUGCCAAAAACACUCCUCUCCACGUCCCGUCUCGGGAGGCCGUGCCCAUUUCACCGGGCAAUUCAUGAAAUGUUCACCACCUGGGCCAAGCCCACCAAAUCAGGCUCCAGCGAGUGAAGUAGUGGAAGUUGAGGACAGCGAAGAUGAGCAGGAAGUGUCCUCCCAUCAGGCAAACAGCAGUCUGUCCCCAGUCAGUAACUCCCCAAUUCCAGUUGGCGAUUGCUGUUGGCAUGUUGAGCCCCUCUCACCGAUUCCAAUUGACUACUUGAACCUUGAGCGAACUGGUCCCCUGAGUGCCAGCAGUCCCAGCAGUAGGGCGAAGGAGGCACCAGACAGUGGUGACCACCACUCCCCAGGACUCCUGGCCACCUCCCCUAUCCGAGGAAGCUGUGCUGCCCCAAGAACAUCUCAAGAGAAAUCCUCAAGGGCUGGCUCCCCGGGGAGCAGCAGGCCAAGCUUUUUGAAUUCAGCUUUGUGGGAUGAUUGGAAUGAAGAAGAGCGGAAGUCUCCAGAGGCUCCUCUUCUGACCCAGACACUAAGUGCCAGUCGAGCUCAGAAGUCCAAAGAGUUAGAGACGCCCAAAGGUGCUAAUCAGAAGAAGAACUUGCCCCCCAAAGUGCCCAUAACUCCAAUGCCACGGUAUUCCAUUAUGGAAACGCCGGUGCUGAAGAAAGAACUGGACAGGUUUGGAGUCCGCCCUCUGUCUAAACGCCAGAUGGUUCUGAAACUGAAGGAGAUAUUCCAAUAUACUCACCAGACCCUGGAGUCAGACUCGGAGGAUGAGAUCCAGUCCUCACAGGUGCCACUGGAGGUGCCUUGCAGCCAGACUCACACCUCCGAGACCUACAGACCUUCAAGGGCAAGGGGCUGUAGCCAGCAGGAGGCCACAGGAGGUUCCAUGCCCUGUGGGUCCAAGGGACCUGCUAAGAUCAAGGGCUCCCGACAUCGAAAGAAGCAGCCUGGUGAAAGCAUCCCACCCCUGAGCAGGUCACCAACCAAGGAGGUGCCUCCAGGCCCUGAUGGUGACACUCAGCUCCCAGCCUCCCAGGAAUCUGUGGCCACAUCUGUAGAUGGCAGUGACAGUUCCAUUAGCUCACAAAGUUCUUCCCUCUGUGAGUUUGGAGCAGCCUUUGAGUCUGCAGGGGAAGAGGAGGAGGCCGAGGAGGAGGUCAGUGCAUCACAGGCGGCCAUCCGGGCAGCAGACAUGGAGGAGGAAGUAAGGCGUUACAUCCGCUCCAAGCCGGCCUUGUACCGGAAGGUGCUGCUGUAUCAGCCCUUUGAGCUGGGGGAGCUGCAGGCUGAGCUGAAGCAGAAUGGCAUUCGCAUAGCCACGGGGAAGCUACUGAACUUUCUGGACUCCCACUGCAUCACCUUCACCACUGCUGCAGCCCGGAAGGAGAAGCCCCAGAGGAAGACGCGGCAACCUGCGAACAAGAAGAAAAGGGAGCGGAAUUGA
Messenger RNA from Carlito syrichta (Philippine tarsier), 6318 nucleotides. RefSeq names its product SLX4 structure-specific endonuclease subunit (gene SLX4). Gene Ontology annotation, cellular component: Slx1-Slx4 complex; nucleus. The record is from RefSeq and is a predicted model, not a curated record. NCBI's taxonomy places the organism in Eukaryota, Metazoa, Chordata, Mammalia, Primates, Tarsiidae. Gene Ontology annotation, molecular function: DNA binding; enzyme binding. Gene Ontology annotation, biological process: DNA replication; meiotic DNA double-strand break processing; interstrand cross-link repair. The transcript is spliced from 22 exons.